GUAAGUGCUCUCUAACCACAGUCUAUGCAGUAAUAGUAGGUCCUUCAAAUAUUUGCUCAUUCUCUUUUUUUUUUGUUUUGUUUCCUUGCUUUUCACAUGUUACCAGUGCUACACAAUUUUUUGACAGGGAAAAAACCAACUAUAGAGUCUAUGCAAUCCAGGAACACUGUAAAACUAAAACAAGGUUUGGCUAUGGUUUGUGUUUUCAGUUUGAGGAUCCAAGAAGUAUUUACACCAGAAGGUGAAAGCUCUGCGUGAACCGAGAGGGACUAUGGCAUCAAACAGCCUGUUCAGUUCAGUGACACCAUGUCAGCAAAACUUCUUUUGGGAUCCCAGCACCAGCCGGAGGUUCAGCCCCCCCUCCAGCAGCCUGCAGCCCGGCAAGAUGAGCGAAGUCAGCCCGGUGGUAGUAGCCCAACAACAACAACAGCAGCAGCAGCAGCAGCAGCAGCAGCAGCAGCAAGAAGCGGCGGCCGCCGUGCCCAGGCUGCGCCCCCACGAUAACCGCACCAUGGUGGAGAUCAUCGCUGACCACCCCGCCGAGCUGGUCCGCACCGACAGCCCCAACUUCCUCUGCUCCGUCCUGCCCUCGCACUGGCGCUGCAACAAGACCCUCCCGGUGGCAUUCAAGGUGGUGGCCUUGGGAGAAGUGCCUGAUGGGACCGUGGUCACCGUCAUGGCUGGAAACGAUGAGAACUACUCUGCAGAGCUGCGAAACGCUUCUGCCGUGAUGAAGAACCAGGUGGCCAGAUUUAAUGACUUACGAUUUGUGGGCAGAAGUGGAAGAGGGAAGAGCUUUACUUUGACAAUAACUGUCCUGACAAAUCCCCCCCAAGUCGCUACAUACCACAGAGCUAUAAAGGUUACAGUGGAUGGGCCGAGGGAGCCAAGAAACCCCAGGCAGGCGCAGUCAUCCCCUCCGUGGUCCUAUGACCAGUCUUACCCAUCCUACUUGAGCCAGAUGACUUCACCGUCCAUUCACUCCACAACUCCCCUGUCCUCCACUCGAGGCACAGGACUUCCAGCCAUUACCGAUGUGCCCAGACGCCUCUCAGGUGCUUCAGAGCUGGGCCCAUUUUCAGAUCCCAGGCAGUUCACAAGCAUUUCAUCCCUCACUGAGAGCCGCUUCUCCAACCCACGAAUGCACUAUCCAGCCACCUUUACCUAUACACCGCCAGUCACCUCAGGCAUGUCACUGGGUAUGUCCGCAACCACUCACUACCACACCUACCUACCACCACCCUACCCCGGCUCUUCCCAAAACCAAAGUGGACCUUUCCAGACCAGCAGCACUCCAUAUCUCUACUAUGGCACUUCGUCAGGAUCAUACCAGUUCCCCAUGGUGCCGGGAGGGGACCGCUCCCCCUCCAGGAUGCUUCCUCCGUGCACCACCACGUCCAACGGCAGCACGCUGUUAAACCCUAACUUGCCCAACCAGAGUGACGGUGUGGAGGCGGAUGGCAGCCACAGCAGCUCCCCAACCGUCUUGAAUUCUAGUGGCAGAAUGGAUGAGUCCGUUUGGAGGCCGUACUGAGAUUUCUUCCGUAGCCGGCCUGACCUCCGCGAGCCAAAAAAAAAAAAAAACCAAACCAAACAAACGGUCGACUAACUACGAAGUGCCUGGUUUUUGUGUUUUUUUUUUAAAAAAAAAAAAAUAGAUUUUACCAAUAUGUGCAACUGUGUAGAUGGGAUGAUAAUGGCCAUAAAUAACACAAGAGUUACCAACACACCACAACCCAUGUUUCAGAUUAUGUGGAUCAAAGCACAUAUUUUUAUUUUUUUUUUCUUGGAACCAUUUUACCUUGUUUUAUAUUUAAAAUGUACUUUUUACAAACACAAAAAAAAUCACCCCCUCCUUCUUUUUUCUUUUUUUUUUGGGUUUUUUUUUGGUUUUUUUUGUUCUAGAAUGUUGUAAUAACUAGUGAGUUCUUUUGCCAAUGAGGAGAGAACGGACUCCCCAGCUAUCAGGAGAAACAUGGUGAUGCAAGGCAAAGGCUGCAUUCCCUUUUAUUUUUUAAUAAAAAAACCCUAACCAUGAACUCCAGAUACAGUUGCAAUCAUACAACGUAUGGGACCCUCUUCACACCCGUAGUGCAAUUCAACUGGCUUGUAUUGGUGCACAUAAAAAGGAAAGCAAAGAUCGAGUUGCUUCCAUUUUGCCAUGAUACAUUCAGAUGAAAACAGCUGUCCCAAAAAACUCUGUCCGAGCCUUGCUGCAGAUAACGGUUGGAACUUCUCUGUGUUCAUUGCUUUUUUGGUUUCUUUUUGGGUACUUAAAGAGAACGAGUCUUCAAGUUAGGCUAGACAACCCUGGGGUUUCCUUUUUGCUUUUGUAUCCGUUCAUUUUGCCUUCGAUUAGCCAAAAACCAAAAAUAACAACCAAAACCUUUAAAAACAAAAACCAAAAUGUUAUUACUUAUGCAAAAUAUGAAAAUGGCAUUAUAUAUUACUAGAGCCAAAAUGGUAUACAUAGUAUUUGUGUUCGGCUAUGUUCUUUUUUAUUUUUUUUUUUUUUAAAUUAUAAAUGUGUAAAAUUUGAGGUUGUUUGCUAACAUGAAUCAUCAUAUAACUUUAAAAGAAUAUUUAUAAUUAUUUAAUGACAUUUGGACCCUUUAAACGUUUCUUAAUGUAAUGAUAUAUUGACUUCGGUCUCUAAAAGUGUUUUUGUUUUGUUUUGUUUUUUUUUUACUUAUUACAUUUCUGCAAUGGUGUAAACCUCAAACCUUUACCCAACUUUGAAAAGCAGUUCCAGUGUGAACCAGUUUACAAUGUGACUUAAAAAUGACAAACCCAACCCAAAUGCAUCCACAUCAAAUGAUUUUGGAUGUAGGAUCUUUUUAUAUAACUUAUGAAGGAAAUAUUGUGUUUAAAAUAUUUUUAUUAGCUGUCUGGUUGCCUUCAACACAGUCUUGCCUUUUAAUCAGUAGUUGUGGAGACACUGGAAAAAUGGUAGGAAGGAUGAAAUAUUUUCCACCCUUCCCCUAAUUUCUUCUUCUCCCAGGAUUUUUCUCAGAACUUCAAAAUUUGAAAAUAUUCAUAUUAAAAUGUUCUGUUUUAACAGCAUGAUUUGAAUUUCGACAGGGUUUUUUUUCCCCCAAAGAAAAUUCAAAACUGUUUCAAAGCCCGUGUUUUACAAAUUAAUGAAUUGUUAAAUAUCUCAGAAAUGGGAUUAAGGGAGAAUUGGUGAAACUUUUUCCCCUUCCCUUGCAAUAUCAGCCCACUCGAUAGAAUAAAAAGGUUCAAAACUUGAGACAGAAACUGCCUGGUAGCACAUCACCGCCCGUUAGCAUUAAAUGCUAGAGCCGUACGGAUGCUGUGUUGACUUUGAAGCUGAUGUGGCCGUUGCCGUGUUAGAGAGACAAGCACGAGGGCAGCAAUACUCACCUCUGCAAACGCUGAAGAUAAAAA
Molecule: messenger RNA, 3408 nt
Organism: Harpia harpyja (harpy eagle)
Lineage: Eukaryota; Metazoa; Chordata; Aves; Accipitriformes; Accipitridae
Gene: RUNX2
Product: RUNX family transcription factor 2
Exons: 6
Coding region: 272-1534 (420 amino acids)
Biological process (GO): hemopoiesis; regulation of cell differentiation; neuron differentiation
Cellular component (GO): nucleus
Molecular function (GO): DNA-binding transcription factor activity, RNA polymerase II-specific; RNA polymerase II cis-regulatory region sequence-specific DNA binding; ATP binding
Source: RefSeq, a predicted model, not a curated record